Molecule: messenger RNA, 6113 nt
Organism: Ascochyta rabiei
Lineage: Eukaryota; Fungi; Ascomycota; Dothideomycetes; Pleosporales; Didymellaceae
Exons: 5
Coding region: 1-5991 (1996 amino acids)
Biological process (GO): post-transcriptional tethering of RNA polymerase II gene DNA at nuclear periphery; RNA export from nucleus; protein import into nucleus
Cellular component (GO): nuclear pore cytoplasmic filaments; nuclear pore
Molecular function (GO): structural constituent of nuclear pore
Source: RefSeq, a predicted model, not a curated record
AUGUCAUUCGGUGGCGGCGGCGGCUUUGGUGGCUUCGGCUCCAACAACAAUAACCAGUCGACGGGCUUUGGUUUCGGUGCGAACAACAACAACGCCACCGGCGGUGGCUUUGGCUCGAACACCGGCAACGCAUUCGGCUCGAACAAUAACCCCACUGGCAGCAGCAUGUUCGGCGGUAACACAACGAGCACAUUUGGCAGCGGAGGCGGCUUUGGUGCGAACAACAGUAACAACACCACUUCGGCAUUCGGCUCGAAACCGUUCGGUAGCGCAACAACGGGCGGCGGACUUUUUGGUGGCGGCGGCGCAUCGACGGGAGGUUCGACAUUCGGUGGGUUUGGAGCCAACAACAACAACAACAACACAUCUUCUGGAUUUGGCGGCGGUGCAAGCACUGGCACGAGCCUGUUUGGAGGUGCAAGCAAGCCUGCUUUCGGCGGCGGCGCAACAACUAACACCGGUGGCGGUUUGUUCGGCGGUGGAAGCACUGGUGGGUUCGGCGCCAACAACACCGCUGGAGGCUUUGGCAGCGGUGCGACUGGCGGUUUCGGCGCAGCAGCGACCAAUGCGCCUAACAAUGGUACCGCAAGCACACCGUUCCAGGCCCACACCGAGAAGGACGGCACAUCCGCGACGCAGCACUACCAGACCAUCACCUUCCAGCAGCCAUACACAAACUACUCUCUCGAGGAGCUGAGGCUCGCAGACUACAAUCAGGGGCGUCGAUACGGUAACCAGAAUGGUCAGGGCGGUGCGUUCGGUCAGAGCUCCACGUUUGGCGGUUUCGGUGCUAAUAACAACACCACUGCCACAUCUGGCUUUGGCGCCAACAACACGAACACCGGCGGUGGUUUGUUCGGUGGCAGCAGCACAACAAACACCACUGGAGGAUUCGGUCAGGCUACAGGAGGUUUCGGCGCGAACAACAACGCCAACAACAACGCUGGUGGAGGGCUCUUUGGAGCGGCGAAGCCAGCAACUGGCGGUCUGUUCGGAGCAUCGACCACAGCCAGUACGGGUACCACGGGCGGUGGCCUCUUCGGAGGAGGAGGCUCGACUACCAACACAACUGGAGGGUUCGGGACUGGUGGUGGCUUCGGUGCAGCCAACACCAAUAACACAGGAGGUGGUCUCUUCGGCGGCGCCAACAGCAACGCGGCGAAGCCUGCUUUCGGUGCAGGGGCAACGAACACCUCAACUGGUUUUGGCGGCUCGACGAACACCGGCUUCGGGCAAUCGAACACUGGUGGAGGGCUUUUCGGACAAAACAAUCAAGCCAGCGCUGCACCUGCUUUCGGUGGUGCUUCGACGACAGCUAAUGCAGGCGGCGGACUGUUCAGCAACCCGGGUAGCGCAUUUGGACAGAACAACACCACUCAGCCACCAGCAUCUGGAGGACUCUUUGGUGGUGGUGGCUUCGGACAAAACAACAACCAGGCCAAGCCCGCAACAGGUGGUCUCUUUGGAGGAGGAGCUACAACGAACAACACCGGCGGUGGUCUGUUCGGCGGCGGCGCCUCCCAACCAGCUCCAGCAUCCGGAGGCCUUUUCGGAGGCUCUACAACAAACAACAACGCUGGAGGAGGACUCUUUGGAGGCGCCAAGCCUGCUGCCACAGGUGGCGGUCUCUUUGGAGGCGGCGGUAACACUGCCAACACUGGAGCUGCUACUGGAGGCGGUUUGUUCGGCAACCUUGGGGGACAGAACAACCAGACCAGCGCCGGACAAAGCCUUUUUGGUGGUCAGAGCAAUCAACAGAAGCCAGGCGGUCUCUUUGGCAGCUCUACAACGAACAACAAUGCUGGAGGCUCUCUCUUUGGAGGUAUGGGCCAGACCAACCAGCAGCAGAACAACAUGGGUGGCUCCCUCUUCGGUGGUAGUCAGAACCAACCACAGCAGAACCAGCAGCAGAAUGGCAACAGCCUAUUUGGUGCAUCAGGGAGCUCUCUGCUCAACACUUCUCUGAACACCAACCCCUACGGAAACGAUGCCUUGUUCGCAGGUCUUGCUACUCCGACUCAGAGCCCUGGUCCGAUUGCUACGCCUCUGUCCAGCAGUCAGAAGAACAAGAAGAGCGCCAUCCUUCCUCAGCACAAGCUAAACCCUGCUGCAUCCACACGUCUGCUCACUCCUCAAGCCAAGCGUACUGGUGGCUAUGGUUUCAGUUAUUCCACUUACGGCAGCCCAGCUAGCGGUCAGGCCACUCCCAACCUCGGUGGUAGUCUUUUCGCUGGAGGCAGUCUUUCUCGCUCGCUCGGUAGUAGAAGUACUUCUGUGAGCAAUCUGCGCAACAGCUUCACCCCUGAGACCAGCAUCUUGGCCCCAGGUGCUUUCUCUACGACCGGACGCUCUUUCGGCAACGGUAGCCUCAAGAAGCUAAACGUGAACCGCUCACUCAACACACGUAUCCCGCUCUUCGAGGAGCCGUCAAACCAUAAGCGCGUCAGCUUUGCUGGUGGUGAUGGUGACACUCUGAACGGCAACACGAACGGAGAGACCGCGUUAGUGGUACGAAGGGAGGACGACGAGGCAUCGUCUAGAUCUGUCAAUGGCGACGGUAGCCCUGAGCCUUCUCGUCCCGCCAUGCAGCAAGUCAACGGCAAUGAGCUUGCGCGAGUUCCAGAGGAUCCUGCACUCACAACGAAAUCGUCAUCGUUGGCCAAUGUCCAGCCUGGAGAAGAUCCUGAACCUGGAAACUAUUGGUCUCAACCGUCUUUGGAGCAGCUGAAGAAGAUGAGCAAGCAAGAGCUCAAGAGCGUGCGCAACUUUGUUGUCGGCCGCCACAACAUUGGGCAGAUCGAGUUUCACCAGGGUGCACCAGUCGAUCUCUCUGAGACUGAACUCUCCAAGCUCUUUGGCGAUAUCGUGCAGCUCAACCACCGCAACGCCACUGUCUACGGAGAGAACUGCACAUGCUUGCCGAAGCCACCGAUGGGAACCGCACUGAACCACCCGUCCCGCGUCAUUCUUCUCAACUCGUGGCCUCGAAACAAGGCUGGCAAGAAGGACGUGAAGCAUCUGGAGCGCCUGAAGCGCGUCGCCGGUACUACAUUCGAGAGCUACAAUGCUGCAAACGGUGGCUGGAUCUUCACUGUCCCUCACUUCUCGUCUUACGGUCUUGACUACGAGAAUGAUUACAGUGACGACGAGGAUGAUGAGUCGAGUGUGCUCAGCCCCGUGCCAGAUACUCCCGCGCAGACACUGCUCAACACCAGCCAGAUGACUAGCACACCCCAACAGGACUCCCUUGUGAGCCCAGACGAGUCUAGCCCCGAUGACACUUUCGACUUCAAGCGUGGCAUGCGUGCACGCGCGAGCGUUCCUGGCGGGUUCGGCGACGAAGCUGUCUACGAGGAGUACGAGGAUGACGAUGCCUCUCGUGACGAGUCUUUUUUAGGGGACCGCUCCGUGGGUUCGCUUGAUGGCCAGCAAGAAGCUGACUACUAUGAGAGCGAAUCCGAAUUGGACCAGGACCAGAGCAUGGCGGAUUCUGUGUCCGGAUCUCUUCGUACCACGGAGCAAGCAGCCGCUGCAGAGUCAGAUCCUUUCAGGAGCACACUCAAGGCACCAAAGUCGAUCCUGAAGGCUAGUCAGGUCUUCAAGCCAGGCUUUGGUACACCUUCGAAAUCCCAUGCCGUCUUUGAUGACGACUGGGCGAAUCAGCUUCAACGCACCAUCAGCCCAAGGAAGCAAGAUAGAACUGUCCUGCGCGAGAGCCAGGGUCAUGCCCUCCUUCAUGAGCACGAGAGGAGCCCUACUCUUGCAGCACAGUCGAUCAAUGCCCGACCUUUUGCGACACACAUGGAUUUGAUGAACUCUCUCUUUGGCGAGACGGAGAACCACCGAGAGUCGCUCUCAAAGCGACAAGGACAUGGCAUCGAGUUACCAUAUUCGAAACGACCCAAGUCCUCCUACGAUCUCGACCAGAUGACCGACGCCGACAAAGACUUCCACUACUGCAGCAAGCCACACUUCAGCGAAACCGGUGUUUUGAUUUACGGCAACAAAGGCUCUGCGAAUCUUGAAAGUGGCGUGUUUUCUACUGCUCAAGAGCCACUUGUUGGUGCGACAAAGGAUACUCGCUUUGUGCAAAUGCCGAGCUUUGAUGAUGCCGCCCCUGAGACGUUGAGCCUCCAGAAGCAGCACACCAAGAUUUCUACUGCUGGUGGUGUCCCAUUCGCGACACUCCUGACUGAUCCUGCCCCCGUGGAGUUCUCUGACGUGGCCAAGGCUGUUGCCAUUGAUACUGCGGCAGGCACACAUGAACAGCAUGCGUGGCAGCUACUCUCGCUUCUCUUCGACGAUCCUGAUCAAGUACCGGCUGAUGUCGAGCCUGAGCACAAAGAGCGUUUCAGGAAGGAAAGACUGUCCGAAUUCUGGAAGACAUUAGUCUUUGGUGAUGCACAGAAGCACGCGCAGGAAGCUGCGACGCAUGAGGAGCGUGCGAUCGCACAGCUAAGCUGCAACAACAUUGCAGAAGCUUGCCAUGCUCUGCUUGAAGGUCUGGAUCUACGCCUUGCUACUAUGGUCGCACAAAUCGGCGGUGAUGCGAACAUGCGCCAAACCGUGCUUACACAGAUCGAGGAGUGGCGGCGCCUAGACAUGCUGGCCGAGAUGGAAGAUACACAUCGCGCUCUGUACGAGUUGCUCUCUGGUAAUUGCGCACAGGCCGAUGGCAAGCUUGGAGCUGGCCGAGAGAAUAAAGCUGUCACGUUCAACAUCUCAAGCAGAUUCGCCCUCGAUUGGCGACGCGCUUUUGGCCUUCGCCUUUGGUACGGCACCUUGAUUGACGAGCCUAUCGAGUUAGCUGUAGCCCAGUUCGCAGAUGCUAUCAGAGACGGUGUCGAAGAUGUUAAGCCAGUCCCCUGGUUUGUCCGGGAUAGCGCUGACAUGGGCUGGACUGAUCCGGACGCGACCAACCGCGAAGAUCUCCUAUGGGGCAUUUUGAAGCUAUACGCGGCUUCCAAGCUAGACAUUCCAGCGAACGUCGAAGAUGUUCUGGCUCCAGAGAAUGUAUCUGGUCAUCCUCUCAACGCACGACUGUCAUUCCAGCUCUUCCAGCUCUUCUACUCCCGUCAUGAGGACUCCAAAGAAGCAGAAGAACGCAAAAUUGGCAUGCCGACCUUCCGCGGUGACGAAGAGGGUGACUUCCGUCGAUCUUUCAUGUCAUCGACUGCCACUGUCACCAACAAGGACACACAAGGGACUAACCCCCUUGUUGAACUUGGAGACCACAUUGCCCUCUUGUACGCUGCCUCGCUGCACACUAAACAGCACUGGACUACAGCCAUUUGGGUCUACACGCAUCUAUCAUCUGUGGCAAUGCGCGAGCACUAUAUCCGGUCGCUGGUCAACCAGUUCGCAAAAUUCAUCACGCUUGCGGACACAGACUCUACGUAUGCUUAUCUCACCAACGACCUGCAUGUCCCAGCAACUUGGCUUCACGCUGCGGCUGCGCUGCAAGCCAAGACCGAAGGCGAUGCUGUCCGGGAAGCAACACACCUUAUCAAAGCUGAUGAGCUGGAGGAGGCUCACGAGGUUCUUUGUCGCAAAGUCGGCCCUGAUGCCAUCAUCUCACGCGACUACGAGCCAUUGCGCGAACUCAUGAUCGGUUUCGUACCCGAGGAAGUUGACGGUUCGACCAACGAUAACCCAUCCUUCACUUCUUCGAACCAAGGUCGUCAUCACGAACGUGUAUCUGGCUGGGCACAAGGUGGUCAGAUUUACUACGACUAUAUGGAGCUCCUUGACUUUACGGGCCGCCGCUCGACCUAUCGUGUGGAUGAAGAACUGGAACAAGAGAUCCAGCAUCUGCUCGCUAAGCUACAAAAAGCUCUCGAAAUUGCUGCACGGGAUCGCCUCGAAUCCUGUGGUCUCGAAGAACGCGUCGCACUGAUGGAGAUUGCUGCCACCGUCGCUAAUCUGAUUGCGAAGAACAAGGUACCCCCCCCCCCCAACGUACCAACGUACACAUUCACGCACAAUGGCUAAAGCUCAUACAGACCGCAAAUCGCUCGCAAAUCCUCAAGCUCCCACUGACCGAAGAUCUCUGGCUCAAGCACUCGUGCGACCUGAGCAUAAGCUACUACCGCAAUCUUAUGGCAAGUAGAUAG